This is a messenger RNA of Aspergillus ibericus CBS 121593, 237 nucleotides long. RefSeq lists its product as uncharacterized. Lineage: Eukaryota; Fungi; Ascomycota; Eurotiomycetes; Eurotiales; Aspergillaceae. The annotation marks the transcript as partial. The record is from RefSeq and is a predicted model, not a curated record. The transcript has 2 exons.
CAUACGACCACAGGGUGUGGAGAACAGGGCUUCCCGUCCGCUCAGCCGUACUUAAGCCACACGCCGGGAGCGAAUCCCUUCUGUUGUAUGUAUUCUUCCUUUUCUUUUUUAUUAUUCAUAAUUCACGGGUGGUUUAUGUCUGCUGUUGGCUUCAAUUGUGUUGUUGUAACGACAGUGGACUUAUUCUACACACGUCCGACAGCCUCACCUGCGGGUGAUUCCAUCCACCCAGCUUAG